This is a messenger RNA of Musa acuminata AAA Group (dessert banana), 1437 nucleotides long. Its product is annotated as endoglucanase 8-like. The transcript has 8 exons. Bases 229 to 1437 code for a protein of 402 amino acids. Gene Ontology annotation, biological process: carbohydrate metabolic process. Lineage: Eukaryota; Viridiplantae; Streptophyta; Magnoliopsida; Zingiberales; Musaceae. The record is from RefSeq and is a predicted model, not a curated record. Gene Ontology annotation, molecular function: hydrolase activity, hydrolyzing O-glycosyl compounds.
AUUCUAUAUUCUUCUCUUCUCCCCCACAACGGAGAACCACCCCCGAACUACGCAGAUGCUCUGAGCAAGUGCUUGCUGUUCUAUGAUGGUCAGAGAUCCGGAAAGCUUCCACCCACGCAAAGGCUCACCUGGAGGAAGGAUUCGGCCUUGAAAGAUGGUCAAGAUGCCGGUGUUGAUCUGGUGGGCGGGUACUAUGACGCUGGCGACAAUGUGAAGUUUGGCUUCCCCAUGGCCUACACCGGCACCGUGUUGGCGUGGAGCAUCAUCGAAUUCUCGGAGGAGUUGGGUCCAGAGCUGGCACACGCUCAUGAGGCCUUGCGAUGGCUUACGGACUACUUGCUGAAAGCCACCGCCCAACCCAACAGGAUCUUCGUCCAAGUCGGCGACCCCUACAGCGAUCACAACUGCUGGGAGAGGCCCGAAGACAUGGACACUCUUCGGACAACCUACCAAGUGAACGACACCCACCCCGGCUCGGAGGUCGCCGGCGAGACCGCCGCUGCACUGGCGGCUGCUUCCAUAGCUUUCAGAUCAUCCGAUCCUGCCUAUGCCGACGAGCUGCUGUCAAGAGCAAAGACGGUCUACAAUUUCGGUCACACAUACCAGGGUUCGUACGGCACCAGUCUUGGCAAAUGGGUGUGCCCGUUCUACUGUGAUUACAGCGGCUAUCAGGAUGAACUGUUAUGGGGAGCAGCAUGGCUAAACAGAGCUACCAAUAGCUCACAGUACGAGAACCAUAUCAUCCAUGGCAUUCAGCAGGUGCAGAUGAAGACGCAGCUUAAUGAAACUGCCCGCGAGUGGUUCUUCGGAUGGGAUAAUAAGGAAGCCGGAAUCUACAUCCUCCUACAGACGCAAAAGAAUGAUAGUGAGAACAAUAGACUGGCGCAGGCGUUUGCAUGUUCACUGCUGCCACAAUCUAAAUUCAAGUCUGUCAAAUACACUCCAGGCGGUCUCCUGUACAAUACGCCAGGAUGCAACAUGCAAGACGUGACAGGUUUCUCUUUCCUUCUCCUCGUUUACGCUCGGCAUCUCAUCAAUGUCGGGGAAACUAUCACCUGUGACAACUCUCAGGUUCCCCCCUCAGCACUUAUCGACGUCGCCAGAAGUCAGAUGAAGUACCUCCUCGGACAUAACCCAAAUAAGAUGUCGUACAUGGUGGGGUACGGCACAAAGUUUCCUCAGAUGAUACACCACAGAGGAUCUACGCUUCCGUCGAUGGAUGAGCACCCACAGCGCAUGUAUUGCAGGGACGGGGAGCCCUACUUCAAUACCACAGCCCCCAACCUCAACUUGCUUAUCGGAGCCGUCGUAGGAGGACCAAAUGAUGGAACCGAUAACUUCCUGGACUCGAGAUAUUCUCCGAACCAAACCGAACCCACCACUUACGUCAAUGCACCCUUGGUGGGUCUCUUGGCUUACUUCAACAAAAAUGGAUGA